AUGUCUAACAGUAGAGGAGAAUCUCCUCCCAUACUUAACAUGACUCGAAUCAAUCUUGAUUUUCAUCCAACAGAACUUGUUAAACAAAUUACAAAAAGAAUCCCACGUUCGUUACCGUAUUAUAAUAAUGGGGACCUGGAAACAGAUGCAGAUGAUCCCAUUGUCACAGAGUUAAUGAAGCUACGUCCUCAUAGUUCGAGAUUUAUAAUAUCAAAUAUAUUGUAUAAUGAAGAAAUUGUCCAAUAUUCCGCAAAAUUACAAGAAUUGCUAUAUUUAUUAUUGGAGGAAAAGGAGUUGGAUGAUAAUAUUCGCAUUAAUGUUGAAAAUUCAUUAUCUGAGUUGACUACAUCAUUACCUGCGUUGAAUCAAGAUGAUUACAGGCUCAACAACAACAACAACAACAACGUCUCCGAGCCACCAACCAAGAAAUCCAAAUUACAACAAAACUUGCCUACACCAGUUCCUUCACAACUGACAUUUCCCAACAACUAUUUAUCAAAGAUAUUAAUAGAUAACUUUGAUUCUUUAUUAAAGUUCUCAACGAGCUACUUUAAUUUAUCCCUUGCAUCCCAUAUCACAAAAUACGUAGUUGAAUUGAUUUAUCUGCUAAAUUAUUGGGAGGUUAUUCAUUUGGUUUAUUUGAAUUCAAACAUUAUCAAUUUUUUGCAGUUGUUAGAUUUUGAAAUAGUCAAUGGUUCUUUUGGUCCCAUUGUAAGGCCACCAGAAAAUUACCUUAGCGAUAUUAUGUUACAGGGGUUGCAAUAUCCAUAUCCUUAUCCCUUCUAUAAUUAUUCAUAUCAUUCAUUCAACAGUCAUGUUGAAGAACAAAAAUUCAGGAAAAUAAGCAUUAUACCAUACGUGGAUAUCACUUUAAAGAAUGUUGAUGAACCGGUGCAGAGAAAGAAAAGGGGCCGCGGUCGUAAAGCCAAGAACCCCUUACCAAAGAAAGAGGAUAAUAAUCCAGCAAUGCAUAAUACUGAAAUCCAACAUCCAGAGGUUGCCAAGCAAGCCACUGGAAAAGAUGAAGAACCAACAGCAGAAGCUAGCAGAACUGUUAGUGAGGUGUCAGAGGACGAGAUGGAGAAGCAACCACAACCAAAGACAUCAGUGAAAAGUUCUAUUCUGUCGGUAACAUCGGUAAUGAACCCCAGUGCAAUUAACACUGAAGCUGUUCCAGUAGCAAUAGACGCGGGGAAAAUGUCAAGGGUAGGUGGUCUGGCGUCAUCAACUGCAACUCCACCAACUGACACGGUAUCAAAUGCCGACAUAAACCCACCAUCAUCUUAUGCAACCCAAUCAGGACAAGCUCUUCCAAAAAUUGGCGAAUUUGCUUCAAGUAAACAAGGAUCACAAUUUUCUGUACCGCGAAACGAUGCGUUUGUCAACAAAACAGCAAAUUUAAGUAUCUCUCCAAUAUCUGGCCAUGAUUAUUCAACAACUAACCCAUAUGCAUCCUAUCCAUAUUCUCAAUCGUCUUAUCAGCACCAGCACCAACGCCAUGACAAAAACAAGAUAUCGCUAUCACAAAAUUCAAAUCCAAACACUAUACCAACGAUACAGCCACCAAAUGAGAUGUUUGUUUCAGGACCACAACCUGAAUUGAAUUAUAGGAAUCCAUCUCAGGAUAGGUCAGAUAACCAAAGUCGUCUUGAUCACCAUUCAAAUCUGAGUGCUUUUCAUGGCGUGAGUCCAAUUGCAAAUUAUCAAUCAAAGACCAGUAAUAUAUUACCUUCAAUAGAUCGUUUGACUAACAAUCCCACAUCUCAAACUGGAUUCAGUGAUAUUGGUCAUUAUCCUAAGAGGCCAUCCUUUGGUAAUUCUCCAACUGUUGGGGCUUUUGCUACAAGACAUAAUUCGACAUCAAAGCAACAUGAUCAUCAUCUUGAUCAGAGCAUACUGCAAUCAAAAGAGUCUACAUCAUCGCAAAAAUAUGAGAAUAAACGAGAAAAUGCAAGUAGGGCUGGUUCACAAUCUAUAGCAAGUGAGUUCCCUCAGCGAAAAAUCUCAGUGGAAGGACGUAUCAGCGAUGUUGAUGGCCCUUCUGGUACACAGAAUCAUUUAUCAGCUGAAGAGAAGGCGAAAAAGUCCAAAUCGGGUGUUAUACAUCAAUGCCAUUUACUCGAUGCAGGAAGUUUAGAGGAAUGUUCGAAGAUAUUUUAUGGUAAGAACGAACUUUUACGUCAUCAAGAAUUUGUUCACGCUACAAAGAAGAAAAUUUACAAAUGUAUAUAUUGUGCCAGAAUGGGGGCUAAAGUACAGAGUUAUCCUCGUCAUGAUUCUUUGGCGAGACAUAUACGAAGAAAACAUGGUAUUACCGGAAAAGAAAACAAAAUGGCAGUCAACUAUGCCAAAGAGAAUGUUGAAAUAAUCGAUCCUGAUCAGUUAAUAACCAAACAGCAUGACUUUCAAGAGCCACUAGUUUCUGAUAGCCAAGGGGUAUUUUUACCGCCAAAGGAAGGGGCAUCACAACAACAAAAGAGUAGUCAAUACCAACAGGAACAACCUCAGUUUGAACAAAAACUACCACUGUUACCACCCCAGCAACAACAAUACUCAGAUCCAAUUAGAUUUGAGAAACCAGCAGGCAUCCCCCAAUUCAUGUCAAAGUUUGGAGAAUCUGGUACCCAAUUGCCUUCUUUACAGCUGUAUUCAUUAGGUGUUUCUCAACGACAACCAAGUACAACCUAUCUGUCGAGAUAUAACACACAGCCAACACAACCCCAAGAAAUACAUAAAUACGAUAAUCCAAUACCAACAGUAUCACCCCCUGUUGGGUCAGUGCCAAUGAGGCGGCCUCUGCCGUUGGAAGGCAAAAACACUGACAACAGUUCCUAUUACAUCCUGGCCAAUCAAUCACAAAGUCCUUCCGACAUGUUGGAGCAACCAAAAAAAGAUUAG
Candida dubliniensis CD36 is the source of this 2898-nucleotide messenger RNA. RefSeq lists its product as uncharacterized. Bases 1 to 2898 code for a protein of 965 amino acids. The transcript has 2 exons. Lineage: Eukaryota; Fungi; Ascomycota; Pichiomycetes; Serinales; Debaryomycetaceae. The record is from RefSeq and is a predicted model, not a curated record.